Molecule: messenger RNA, 2509 nt
Organism: Drosophila elegans
Lineage: Eukaryota; Metazoa; Arthropoda; Insecta; Diptera; Drosophilidae
Exons: 1
Coding region: 151-2163 (670 amino acids)
Source: RefSeq, a predicted model, not a curated record
GACAAAUCGGGACCGAAUCACUUCAGAUUCGAUCCGAUUCACACACCCACAUUUCGAUACCCUGGUGAUCUUGGCCAGAGUUACAACAUCGGAAUCGAUCACACCCCCUUACAAACUCACAAACUCACACCCUCAGAGUAACUCACACCCAUGAACGCCGCCGUGUGUGUGGUGGUCACAGUGCCCACCGAAGCGGAGGAGCUGCGCCUGAACAGCUGCUGCCUCAGCUGCGGUGGCUCGCUGAAGGGCAAACCCCUGGGGCAGCUGCCCCAAUGCGAGCGCUGCCAUCGCCUGGACCAGAUGGCCGGCGAGGCCCUGACCAUUCCGCCGCCGGAUCGCCAGAGCAGGGCCCUGCAGCUGCGCGACCUCAGGCAGGACGCCAGCCUGGAGCAACUGCUGCGGGCCAUUGCCGAGGAGCUGCGGCUGGAGGAUGUUUUCUGGUCGCAGGACGUGGCCGGCAGGCAGCUCCAGGCCCGCUUCGAUCUGCCCCAGGACGAGCGGUACGAGCGUCUGCUCUGCACGCUCCAGGAUUGGGGCGUUGGCGAGCGCCCCGGCACCCAUGUGUCCGAGACCCGCACCCAAACUCGAACCCGAACCCGUAUCCGUACCAAGCCCCCCCAUCCCGACCAGCAUUGCCCGCCGCAGCAGCAGGAGCAGCAGCAGCAGCAGGCCCAGGGAUGGCAGAGUUUUAUGGAUUCGGUGCGCUGCCGACUGAAUGUGAACCAGGUGGUGCGGCAGGUGCGUCGCGAUGCCACCCUGACCUUUGACUUUGUGGUGCUCCUGUUGGCCGCCGCCCUGCUCUCGUGCGUGGGCCUGGUGGAGAACAGCUUCCUGUUCCUGUCCAGCUCCAUGCUGAUCUCACCGCUGAUGGGGCCCAUCAUAGCGGCCAUCUUCGGUUCGGUGAUCGGCGAUCGGGAGCUGCAAUGGCUGGGUCUGCGGAACGAGCUGCUCGGCAUCGCCGUCUCCGUGCUCAUUGGCUUCGUGUUCGGAGCGCUGGUCUGUGGCUUUGGCCACUUCUUUGCCAUCUCCGCCGGCCUCACCGAGGAGAUUGUCUCGCGCUGCGACACCCAUUCGCUGGCCAUUGGCGUCUGCACGGCCUUGGCCUCGGGAGCAGCCGGCGCCAUAGCCGUGCUGGGCGGCAAUACGGGCUCCCUGGUGGGCGUGGCCAUUUCGGCCUCCCUCCUGCCGCCGGCCGUCAAUGCUGGACUGCUGUGGGCUUUGGCCAUCGGCUGCCAUUGGCUGGCCACGGACAACGAGCUGCUGGUGAGCCUGCAGAGGCACAGCACGUACUCGACGAGGCUACCGAUGGAGCUACUGAUCUGUGCGGCCGUGAGCAUGGCCCUCACACUGCUGAACAUCGUGUGCGUCUGGCUGAUGGGCGUGGUGGUGCUGCGGAUCAAGGAAGUGGCGCCGGCGGUGGAGCGGCACCAGCAGUUCUGGCGCCACGACGUUCGCACCGCCCGCGAGGUGGCGCUGCUGGAUCCCGACCUGCAGGAGGCCAUCGAUCGGCUGGACGAGGGUUCCCAGUUGGGCCUGGCACGGCAGGCAGCCUCCGCCACCGGACUAAACGGCUCCGCGGAUUUGGAUUUGGAUUUGGACUUGGGCUUGGGUGGCUCUACUAGAGAGCAGGCGGAUAACUAUCACACGGUGCACGGGUUCAAGGAGUUCUGCAUCACGCUGCAUCGCCUCAAGUCGGCGCCCAAGGAAGCUCAGCUGCCCAGGGUGGUGGAGCUGUUUGCCAGGGGCCCGGAGCCGCAUUUCGGCCAGACCGGCACCACCACGGCAACCAACACGGCAACCACCACGGCAAACACCACCAACAUCGCCGUAGGCAGUGGCUUAAGCAGCUGCCGCAGUCUGCCGGACAUUGGCAGCCUGUCCCGGCGGUGGCCACAGAGGCCAGCCAGUGCGCUGAGCAUCCACAGUGUCCGCUCCAGUCCGACCAGCAAUGGACCGGUAUGCACGAAGAGGGAGCGCCGUGUCCAUUGGCGCGAGGAGCAGCUGGAGCGGGACAUCCUGAGCGGCAGGGAGGGCAGUCCGCUGCGGAGGACCGGCCAGGUGCUGAUACCGCUGCCCAGCUUGGAGCAGCCGGACCGACCGCUGCAGCUGUUGCCCUACAAGAGGUCAGAGGUCACGGCGCAGCAGGACGAGUUCCAGGCCUAGCCCUCAAGCUGCCAGCCACUAGAAACUGCUAACAACCAUCAACCAUCAACCGCCAAAGAGCAGCGCAAACAUCCAGGACGACUGCCUCGAGCUUCGUGUCCAGCUUUGAUUACUUGCCGAUCCGGCGGCCAUGUCCGUGUUUGCCCACCACUCGAAACCGCCAGCAUUGGCGGUCACGAAGCGGGGAAAAACCAUAUAACAACUAGAAAAAAAGGCAAGAAAAAAUGUAUACACACACUGAAAAAAAAGAACGUUGUAAGUCCAAGCAUAUCCAAUUAAAAAAUCUUUCGCUUUGAUUCUAAUUCUUUGCGGAGUUUAGGUAUUUCAAAUAUGGAAAUAUUAAUUA